Trypanosoma theileri is the source of this 933-nucleotide messenger RNA. RefSeq names its product short-chain dehydrogenase. Gene Ontology annotation, molecular function: oxidoreductase activity. The coding region runs from base 1 to 933 and encodes 310 amino acids. The record is from RefSeq and is a predicted model, not a curated record. The transcript has a single exon. NCBI's taxonomy places the organism in Eukaryota, Euglenozoa, Kinetoplastea, Trypanosomatida, Trypanosomatidae.
AUGGCAUUCCUGUGCAGCAUUCUUUCGUACAUUGGUGCGGUGGCCUUUAUGGUUGCUUCGUACCGUUUUGUGAACUUUUUGCGUGUUAACUACUUUUCCAGCACGGACCUGAAGCGAAAGUACGCGAAGGCUGGCGACUGGGCCGUUGUAACCGGUGCCACAGAGGGCAUUGGUCACGCAAUGGCGUUGGAGCUUGCCUGUCGCGGGUUUAACGUCUGCGUUAUUGCACGUACAAAGUCAAAGUUGGAUGAUGUGGUGGCAGAGAUUGAAAAGAAAGGUGUAUCGGGGAAGGCUAUUGUGUUUGACUUUGCUGCUUCUGGUGAAGAGGAGUACAAACAACUCUUCCAGCAGCUCCAGGGUCUUGGCAUCGCUGUGCUUGUGAACAAUGUGGGUGUGAACUACACCUAUGCGAACUACUUUGACGAGGCCGAUUUACAGGACGACUUGCGUAUUAUUAAAGUAAAUUGUGAAGCCACAGUUCGCAUGACAAAGUUUGUUGCCCCGCACAUGAAGGCACGCGGCGCUGGCGGCAUCGUCACACUUGCCUCCUUCACUUCCAUCGCCCCCGCCCCAAUGCUCGCGACCUAUGCCGGCAGUAAGGCGUUCAACAAGGCCUUUGGUGAGAGUUUGGCCUACGAGUUGGGCCCCGCUGGUGUGGAUGUCCUCGUGGUGACGCCAAACCUCGUCGUCAGCCGAAUGACACAAGGUGCCAGCAGCCGUAAGCCGAAGGAAUCAUUCCUCAUGGUUGGCGCUCCCGCCAUGGCACGUCAGACACUCAACAAACUCGGUGUUGUUACUUGUACCGCAGGUCACUCCAACCACGUCAUUCUGGAGAGCAUCACAAAGCUUCUGCCAAGUUCAUUCGUCGGCACCAAGGUUCUCAAGAUGCACCAGGGUAUCAAGAAGCGGGCAGAGCGCAAGCGUUCAGAAUAG